CAUAACAAGAAGAAGAUUGAGAGAGAGAGAAUAGUAGCUGGAUUUGUGAGACGACGCAAAGAAAGAAAGAAAGAAAGCCUCCUCCUCCUGCUCAACUGAAUCUGAUCCAAUUUUACGAAACCAACCCCGCCCGCCCAGCCCACUUGAGGUUUAGGAUUAGGUUCAGCUCAAUUGUUUCUUCCUUCUCUUUUGUCUUCCUUCUUCCAUAAAUAUUUUACUCUCACCUCACCUCUCACCUCUCACCUCUCACAUUCAUUAUUAUUAACAUUACACAACUUUGUCAUUUUUAUUAUAUAUAUAUAUAUAUUCUAUUUAUUACAACAAUACAUACAUACUUGGUUCGUUAACGUUCUGACUAGCUCAGUUUUCAUUCAUCGUUCUAGAAACUUUUAGAACCACAUAAUACACUUUCUUCUUCUUCUUCUUCUUCUAGUUGUUUCUCUCUUAGGUGAUCUCCUUUUUUUACUUUCUAAAAAAUACAGAUGAAAAGGAAUAUUUCAGAUUUGGGUUCUCACCGGAUUGUUUUUAUGAUUUAAGAGUCUUUUAAAAAAAAAAAAAAAAAAAAAAUCUUCUUAAAAAAAAGAAAAGAAUCUGAGGAAUUUGAUUUUAAAGAAGAAUUCAGAAGGAAAUGGAAACGACGUCGUCUUCGUCUGUGAAACUGAAAUCAGUGGAUGAAGUGGUUGAAGAGAUUAUGAGAAUUCACAGAUCUUUACCGACCCGACCCGGAAUCGACGAGGUGGAGGCGGCGAAGGCGUUGAUCAUAAAUGUGGAGAGAGAAGACCAAGCGAGAGUGGAAGCCAUUGCUAGACAAAGCAAGAGCCCUCACGUCCCAGAAGAGCUAUUCAUGAUCUUGCAAGAGAUGCAGAAGAACUUGGUGUAUUUUCAAAGCAAAGAACAGAAGCGAGAGGCCUUGAAAUUGCUCGAUCUUGAAAACGCCCACUCUCUGUUCGAUGAAUUUAUUCAGAGAGCUUCCAAAUGCGUCCUCCCCAAGGACUCCAACACCAUUCAAACCACUCCCACCACUUCUUCUGCGGUGCCGACCACUUUAUCAUCGUCAUCCUCAUCCACAUCGUCAAGGCCGGCCUUGUACUACUCUGAGAGAGAACCAAUCAAGACCUCUGAAUUGUUCACCAGAGAUGACAGUUAUGUCAGGAAGACCAAAUCAUCAUCAUUCAAAACUGACGGAAUUGGAAUUGGAAUUGGAAUUGGAAUUGGGUUUGGACCCAGUACUACUUCAUCCACACCCCAGAUAUUCGAUUCGUCUUUAAAACCUCCUCCCAUUUCUGGUCAAGAUGGAGACAAACUGAGUUUGAUAAAGUUAGCUAGUUUAAUUGAAGUCUCUGCGAAGAAAGGCACUCGUGAUCUCAAUCUUCAGAACAAGCUUAUGGAUCAAAUUGAGUGGCUGCCUGACACCGUUGGGAAGUUGUCAAGUUUGAUCUCCCUGGAUUUUUCGGAGAAUCGGAUUGUGGCCUUACCAGCCACCAUUGGAGGCCUUUCAUCCUUGACAAAGUUGGAUUUGCAUGCUAACAGGAUCUCUGAACUCCCUGAAUCUAUAGGAGAUCUCCUUAACCUGAUCAAUCUAGACCUGAGGGGAAACCAGUUGUCAUAUCUCCCUGCUACCUUUGGCAGAUUAAUACGUCUUCAGGAGCUUGAUUUGAGCUCAAACCAACUCUAUUCACUUCCUGAGUUAAUAGGAUCGCUCGUUAGCCUAAGGAAGUUGAAUGUGGAAAUGAAUAAUAUUGAAGAGAUUCCACAUUCCAUUGGUCGGUGUACUUCACUCAGAGAGCUCCGUGCAGAUUAUAACCGGCUUAAAGCUCUUCCAGAAGCUGUAGGAAAAAUUAAUACCUUGGAGGUUUUGUCAGUCCGUUACAACAAUAUCAAACAAUUGCCUACAACAAUGUCAUCUCUAUCAGACCUCAGGGAGCUUGAUGUCAGUUUCAAUGAGCUUGAGUCUGUGCCCGAGAGCCUAUGUUUUGCUACCAAACUCGUCAAAAUGAACAUAGGAAACAAUUUUGCAGAUAUGAGAUCUCUACCGAGGUCUAUUGGGAACCUUGAGAUGCUUGAAGAGUUGGAUAUUAGCAACAACCAGAUUCGGUUUCUUCCUGACUCAUUUAGGAUGCUCACACGACUACGUGUACUCCAUGUGGAAGAAAAUCCUCUAGAAGUUCCACCAAGACAAAUAGCUGAAAAGGGUGCACAGGCUGUAGUUCAAUACAUGGUUGACCUCCAUGAGAAAGGGGAAAAGGGGGAUGUUAAAUCGCAAUCGGUUAAGCAGAAAAAGAGUUGGACUCGGAUGUGCUUCUUUUCAAGGUCUAACAAAAGGAAGCGUGGUGGUGCAGAUGAAGUGAGAGCCUGAUUGAUUAUAGCAUUGCAGACCAUAAAUGCGAUGCAGUUUUUAUGGAUAUCUGCCUUAGCAGGGUUGAUCAAUGCAGCAGACAUGUCACUGGUAUUGGUGGGUGUUUCAAAUUGGCUUUGACUUUUACCCUCUCAAACACUCGAAUUAUAGAUUUUUUUGUAAUAUGUUCUUAUCCACUGUAUUCUUUUUUGUAUUUCUGUUACCUUUGAGCCAAAUGAGGUGUACAAUUCAGCCGGCAAAUGGGGGAAUUAUAAUGUUGAACUCUGUAUUUCUCCCCCCCUUAUUCAUGAAGUUUGAGUGUUAACAUUUCUACCACUUCCGACAGACUUUUUUCCGAUUCAGAGAGAAAUGUAAAGGGCUCUGUUUUUGUUAGUUUAAUGCAACCAUUAAAUUGUAUUUUA
Molecule: messenger RNA, 2757 nt
Organism: Quercus robur (English oak)
Lineage: Eukaryota; Viridiplantae; Streptophyta; Magnoliopsida; Fagales; Fagaceae
Product: plant intracellular Ras-group-related LRR protein 4-like
Exons: 4
Coding region: 629-2356 (575 amino acids)
Molecular function (GO): protein binding
Source: RefSeq, a predicted model, not a curated record